Molecule: messenger RNA, 1941 nt
Organism: Penicilliopsis zonata CBS 506.65
Lineage: Eukaryota; Fungi; Ascomycota; Eurotiomycetes; Eurotiales; Aspergillaceae
Exons: 4
Coding region: 1-1941 (646 amino acids)
Biological process (GO): regulation of cyclin-dependent protein serine/threonine kinase activity
Cellular component (GO): cyclin-dependent protein kinase holoenzyme complex; nucleus
Molecular function (GO): cyclin-dependent protein serine/threonine kinase regulator activity; protein kinase binding
Source: RefSeq, a predicted model, not a curated record
AUGCCGUCAAAUCUCGUUCUCAACCCGUUGCUGCAUCCGCUCUCCGUCCCCGUUUCCGUCCCCGCCGCCCUCUACCACCCUGACGUGCUUCCUCCAAAGACCACAACGGGCGAUUGUCCCUCCAGGUGGACUGCGGCUCCCUUACGGGACGGUCUGCCAACGCCUCCAAACGAGAUGAAUGGUCUAGCAUACAGCUUCAUGCCUUCGACAACAACGACAACUAAUUAUGGCGCCAAGCUAACCGGUACCUCCUCCACCGUGCCCUAUGGCAAGCUUCCUGCCUACGUCAAUGCUCGAUCGACAGUGACCCCGACAACAACAACAACAUCAUCAUCAUCAUCAUCAUCAUCGACAGCUUACCUGCAGAUUCCUUCGUCCAUCAACGAUACCAAGGGCAGUCUGGCCGAAUUUGCCGCUCAGAUGACCUGUCUGUUCUGGUUUGAGAAAACUACCAAGCUCAAGGCUAUCGAAGACCGCUCUCAUCUGGCCCUCGCCCUUGUCCCUGAAGCCUUCCCCACCAUUGGCUUUCAAAAAUGGGUCACCACCAUCCUGUCAACCACCCAGGUGAGCCAGAAUGUCAUCCUUCUGGCCCUCUUGUUCGUCUAUCGCUUGAAAAAGUUCAAUCCGGGCGUCAAGGGCAAGAAGGGCAGUGAGUUUCGAUUGAUGACCAUAGCAUUGAUGCUGGGAAAUAAGUUUCUCGACGACAAUACCUACACCAAUAAAACAUGGGCCGAAGUCUCAGGCAUUUCCGUCCAAGAAAUCCAUGUCAUGGAGGUCGAGUUUCUCAGCAAUGUCCGCUACAAUCUGUUCGUCUCCAAAGAGGAGUGGUCCGCCUGGCACGCCAAACUUGGCUUGUUCGCCGACUACUUCACCCGUGCGUCCCGGGUGCCUCUCAACGACCGGCGCAGCCCGACUGCUCCGCCUCUCCAGAUCCCAUCUGCGAGUCUGCUUCCUCCCACUCGCACGCAGCCCGUCUCGCCUUCGUCGAAACUGCCGUCCCCGCCAGCUUCGGCACCCCUGGUUGCUCCGAGUCACUGGAACAUGCCUUUCAACAAUGGGGUUCCUCCCCCGUAUCUCCCCAGCGAGAUUGCUCCGCCUUCCAUCAACUCCUACCGCAAACGCAGCCGAGACGAGUAUCAGAUGGACGAGCAGCCGGCCAAGAAGAUCAUGAUGUCCAACAAUCAUCCCACCCUCCCGCCAUCCUCCUCUUCUUCUUCAGCGGCCUCUACUCUGGGUAGUAUCCCCACUCUCCCUCCCGUUCUCGCCCAAAAUUCCCUCCCAACGUCUCUUCCAUCAUCCCACGUUCCGAUGGCAAGCGUUGUGCCACGCCUCCCGCGACCCAAUCCACCGCCUCUCCCGGCGACAACCACUGUACCGCAUCUUCCAGUCCCUCCUCCGUCAGCUGUCCCUCCUACUCGUCCCAUGACGACCGCGGCGGCUGCCGCCUUUACUACCCCGCAGGCCACAUGGACGCACCCGCCAGUGACUAGCGGGUUGUACAGCACGCCCGUCUCGCUACCGGACCCGAACCGACUUAACAGUAGCCCCUUUGGGGUCCCCUCGACGACGACUUCCCCCGCUGUGUCAGCGUACUCCGUCCAUACGCCACAGAUGCACCUCUCCCCGUCCUUCUUCCUCGCGAACCGCAACUCCCCUUACCGGCCCGUCCGUGCUGUCAACACCCUGUUGAUCCCUCCACCCUCGGGUUCCCUACUACAGCAGCGCAGCAUCCCCUUUGAUCACAUGCACUACCAGCCCCUGGGCAAGACUGCCGAACGUAAGACGGGUCUCCUGCCGUAUGUGCAAGAUGUCUGGCCUACCUCGGGGUCGGGCCCAGUCUCAGCCCUGGGCUCAGCCACAGCGCCCGGACCAGUCCCAGGGUCAGCACCUCAGGGGCAAUUCCUCCAGCCCGUGUUUCACAACUCACCGAGCUAUCCUUGA